AAAAGAUGCUUUGACGGUACACCAAACUCGGACAAAAAUCUCACAAAGAACAGCCCUCCCAAGUUUCGAAGCUGAAACCGUCCAGCUCUGACAGAAAAUGGUUAUGCGGAUUUCAUUAUUUAAUAAAUUUUUAGGCCUAGUUUAUGGAGCCAUUUGGAUUAUUGUUUUGUUUACACUGUAGGCAUCGCAAUACUAAACGUAUCUUCUUCGUAAAAGAUUUAAGUAUGGAUUGUACAAAAAAUGGAUUGUUUUUUAGUGUAAAUAUGGAUGCCAUUAACGCCAAUGACUAGGCCUGCUUUCAAAUAAAAUAUAGCCUAAUUUUCUCUAUAAAGUGCUCAAACAGUCGAGAAAUUGAACAGAAUUCCACAAAAGAGGCGAACUGCAUUGAUACUCGUUCUUCAAGCUUAAUGGGAGACUACAAGAAAUCCGAGAUUAAUGAGCUGGAAGGAUUUGUUGACUGGAAAGGAAGACCUUCGCAAAAGGCUCACCAAGGUGGAAUUGCCGCGAUCUUUAUUUAUGUAACGCAGUUUUUUGACAGCGUGGCUUUCUUUGCUAUGAUUGUGAACCUUGUGACAUAUUUCAAUGAAAUUAUGCAUUUGGAAAUCGCGAAAUCAGCCACCACGCUUACCAGUUUUGUUGGCACUACGUUUCUGAUGGCGCUGCUGGGAGGACUGAUUUCUGACUCAUACAUUGACAGAUACAAGAUGAGCUUUGCCUCUGCUUGCGUAGAGCUUGCCGGCUACAUUAUAUUGUUAGUGCAAGCACACCAUGAAUCAUUAAAGCCUCCUCCCUGCAACCCUUUCAAUCCCACUUCUAACUGUGAGAAAGUAAGGGGAGGCAAAGCUGCAAUGUUAUUCACUGGCCUGUACUUGAUCGCUGUUGGGAAUGGAUGUCUCAAGGGUGCUCUCCUACCAUUUGGAGCAGAUCAGUUCAAUGACAGAGAUCUCAAAGGCAGGAGAAAAAUAUCCACUUACUUCAACAUGUUUUUAUUCAGCAUUAGUGCAGGAGGAGCAUUUGGAGUCACAGUAAUAGUAUGGGUCAUGAACAAAAAGGGUUGGGAUAUAGGCUUUGGCAUCUGCGCAGCAACUGUCUUCCUUGCAACCAUAACCUUUAUCAGUGGCACCACAUCUUAUCGUAACAGAAUCCCACAAGGAAGCCCUCUAACCCGCAUCUUACAAGUCUUUGUAGCUGCUAUAUAUAACCGAAAGCUCGCCCUCCCAGAGAAUCCCAACGACCUAUAUGAGUUAGAUUAUGAGGAAGUGAAUAUGGACACUCAGAAGCUUCUAAAUACAGAACAGUUCAAGUUCUUGGACAAAGCAGCAAUAUUAACAGAAACGCCCUCCAAUUAUGUGAAAAUGGAGCCCAGUAAGUGGCGUUUAUGCAGUGUAACCCAAGUAGAAGAAACAAAAAUUGUACUUCGGAUGAUCCCAAUCUUUGGAUGCUCAAUAAUACUGAGUACAGGUUUAGCACAACUGCAGACAUUUUCUGUGUCUCAAGGCCUGACAAUGGAUCGAAGUAUGGGGAAGAAUUUUGAUAUCCCAGCAGCUUCUCUGCCAUUUAUUCCUAUAGUAUUCCUAGUCAUCAUUAUCCCCAUCUACGAGAAAUUUUUUGUUCCAUUUGCCCGAAAAUUCACUGGACAUGAAACAGGGAUUACCCAUUUGCAAAGAAUUGGAGUGGGAUUAGUCUUAUCUGCCAUCUCCAUGACCAUAGCUGCUCUGGUUGAGGUGAAGAGAAAAAAUGUGGCAAGAGAAACUGGAAUGGUGGAUUUCAUACCAUUGUUCAUGCCACCCAUUCCAAUUAGUGUGUUCUGGCUUGGAUUCCAAUACUUUGUUUUUGGAAUUGCAGACUUAUUCACCUUGGUGGGUAUGAUGGAAUUCUUCUACAGUGAAGCCCCUGAAAGAAUGAGGUCCAUGGCCACUGCAUUCUCAUAUACAUCACUCUCACUGGGUUACUUCUUCAGCACCAUUUUGGUGGAUAUUGUGAAUGCUGCAACUCGAAACAUCACAGAAAGCAGAGGUUGGCUUCGUGGGAACAAUUUGAACCGCAACCAUCUUGAUCUGUUUUACUGGUUGCUUGCUAUUCUCAAUGUGAUCAACUUUGUCAAUUACCUUUUCUGGUCCAAAUGGUACAAACACAAGCCUGUGUUUGAGAAAACAAGUAAUGUAUGAAGACCUCCACAUGAAUCCCUGGAAUUUAACUUCACUAUUAAUUUUUCUUGGUGGAAUUCCAGAUACCAUUUCACCAGCCAAAUAUGUCACUUUUGGUUUACAGAGAUUUUCA
This is a messenger RNA of Cryptomeria japonica (Japanese cedar), 2280 nucleotides long. RefSeq names its product protein NRT1/ PTR FAMILY 4.5. The record is from RefSeq and is a predicted model, not a curated record. Gene Ontology annotation, cellular component: membrane. NCBI's taxonomy places the organism in Eukaryota, Viridiplantae, Streptophyta, Pinopsida, Cupressales, Cupressaceae. Gene Ontology annotation, molecular function: transmembrane transporter activity. The transcript has 6 exons. Bases 408 to 2168 code for a protein of 586 amino acids. Gene Ontology annotation, biological process: transmembrane transport.